This is a messenger RNA of Esox lucius (northern pike), 1968 nucleotides long. RefSeq lists its product as uncharacterized. Gene Ontology annotation, cellular component: external side of plasma membrane. Gene Ontology annotation, biological process: negative regulation of T cell proliferation; cell surface receptor signaling pathway; T cell costimulation. The coding region runs from base 54 to 1673 and encodes 539 amino acids. NCBI's taxonomy places the organism in Eukaryota, Metazoa, Chordata, Actinopteri, Esociformes, Esocidae. The record is from RefSeq and is a predicted model, not a curated record. The transcript has 11 exons.
UUUCACUCUGUCAAGAGUCGUAUUUCAGAUAUUGAACCAUCGAAGGUCAGGCUAUGGUUUUUAUGUUAAGGUGGUGGAUCCUGCUGUGCCUACUGUCGGGACAUUUUGCAGAGGUGAUGAAGAGCAACAUCUUCUUCCUCUCUGGUCAGACAGAGAGAGUAAACCUGUCUGUUUCACACCUGACUCAACAACCUGAGUCUGACCUGGCUCAAUCUGAGUUAGAAUUUGUCUGGAUGUGGACGUCACAUGAUGGCAGAUACUCAGAUGUUCUUCUAGCCAAAGCUUCAUCAUCUCGGCAAGAGGCCAGCACACACUUCAUGGACUAUUUCUCUCUUAGCAAAGACCAUGAUAUCACAGUUAAACCAAAGUUUGAAUGUGCAGGGGUGUUUCUGUUUGCAAGAACGAAACCAGAGUAUGUCCCACUGGCUGAAAUUGAGGUCUUCGCCACAAAAUUUACUCCUUCCCUUUGGCCUACAUUUCGUCUGGCUUCUGAUGUGAGUGUUAGUUGUGAGUUGUCCAGGUUGCCAAAAGGGGCCACGUUGCAGUGGGAAAUUGAAGGAGAGCCCACUUCGAACACCACAGUGUUCUUCAACAACACUGUUCACAUGGUCAUCAAAGGUUUACAGAGGAGGUCGAGGAGCUACUGCUGUAAAAUCAUAUUGAAUAGUAGACCGCUACACAGUGUUUGUAAUGCUAUCAGAGCUGAGGAAGUAUCAUCUGAUGCGACUCUUACGCUGUACCGAGAAAGUUCCAACAGUUCUGUGAUGGCACUGCUAUGUGUGGCAUCACGUGGGUACACACAUGCAUCAUGGUCCUGGACCCCAGCAUUAACAGCUAAAGAGGUUACGGUGGUGACGUCUGCAAAAUACACAUCCAACGUCACGUUUAAUAUCAGAUUUUCAUCCAGGGACAUCAACAGUUACUCCCUCCCUCUGUAUAUUUUGCCAGUGGAGUUUGAGGAUGGUGGGACGUACAAAUGCUAUUUUGAUGAGGUCCUAAUUGCCUCAAUGUAUGUGUUCACAAUAAAGGUUUCCACACAGCCUGCUAAUGGAUUCCUAAGAAACUUUCCAGUGGUCCUGAGAUGUGAGUUGUCCGAGGUCAGUGGUGAAUCCGUGACCCUGACCUGGCUGAGGAUGAAUGGAAGUAGGGGGCUCCUGGUCAAACAGGAAGUCCUGACCGAGAAUCACCCCAACAGGACACUCAGUCUGACCCUGCCCAGCCUCCGUAGUGACCAGCUGCACUGGCAGUGUGUGGUGUUCACAAAGGGCAUGCUCAGAGCCGGUGUUCCCCUAAUACUUCAAGGUGCUACUGGGUCGACAGGGUUGACAGAGUCCAUUCCCUCCACAUCAAAUAUGAGAGUCAUUGUGUCCUGCUGUACUGCAUUAGUUGCUGCUGGGAUCCUACUUGUUCUUCUGGUAUUUUACCUCAAGAGAAAGAGAACAGAACCAGCUGUGACGUCCCAACCACUGACCCAUAAGACCGAACCAGUCUAUGAUAACAUCACUGAUCCACAACCUGACCACGAGAGCCCGCGGUGGCAAACAGAGGCUGAUGAGGAAGUACAUUAUUCUGAGUUUAUGUUAGGAGAACCUGGGCUUGAUCCCAAAAUAGUUGAACAAUUGUCAAAUUGGGAAAGGGAGGCAGUGAUCUAUUCAACACUCAAGAUAACAUGAACAGCUUUUCACUGUUGUAAUUUCAAUAUUCCAUAUGUUCUCGAUUUCUUAUUGUGAAAUAUAAAAGAAACAAACAUGAUGCAACAAUACGUAUUAUGACUUUGGAUAUUAGGCUGUAUGUCACGGCUUCGGGGUUUGAGGAGCAAGGAGGAACAGGAGAAGGCAUGGUGGAAGGAUAUUUAAUUGUAUCCCAGCGAAAAUAUAUAGCAUAAGCUUAACAAAGCGUCGUACAGCUCUUGAAGCAGCAAGAGACAAUCACACACAAAGACAGGGGGAGCAGAGGGAACAUAUAUAC